CACGGAGCCGCCGCAGCAGCCUCAGCAGGCCGCCAGGUGGCGGCAGCGGACCGCCGCUUCUUCUACUGCGAGCUGCGCCUCGCAGCCGAAGGAGGAACGGAGGAGGAGCGCUGUCAUGGCGGCCAAGGUGGUGAUGCUGGCCGUCCCGGCGGUGAUGGGCGUAGCCUCCAUCCGGGUGUAUACUGUGCGCGAGGUAACCAGCAACGGACUGGUCGCUCGAGAAAAGCUGAACAUCUACAGCCCGCUGCCGCAGUCGGACCCGGCCUGGUUUGUUCCAGAGAGGCCGGGGGUCAUUCAGCGUGGGUUAACUACGACAAGAGAGCGCCUGCUACCAUUCGUCCUGGCUGUUAAGGGUGCUUGUGUCGCUGUCAAAACAAGAAGCCUUAACAUGUACUAUGCAGGAGAAGACGUGUACUAUUACCUAAAAGACCCUCCGCCGGGUUUCUUACCCAGAUUUGGAACGGUCACCAUGAGCGGCCUGCUUGGCAUGUUCUUGACACGGAAAGGCUCUCAUUUCAAGAGGUUGGCCGUUCCACUGGGCCUGAUGAGCGCAGGAGCUUCAGUGUGCUUCCCGUCUACAACGGUGGCUGUGCUGAAGGUGACUGGUAAGCAGGUGUACGCUGCCGGGCAGUGGAGCAGCGCUGCAGUGUCUUCACUGCUCACCUCCAAGUCCCAGGAGCCCGACAUCAGCGGGACGGCUGCUUCACAACCACAGAUGGCUGCAGUGUUUGACGAGGCCUCGGAGCCCAGCGCUGCCUCGGGCAGCUCGGCCCCGAGCGCUGCAGACCCGGAGACGGAGGGCGAAUCAGCUGCCUCUGUUCCCGUGUCUGUGGAGUCGGCUGUCGCUGUGACAACAGAGGAGUCGGUACAACUGCUAGUGAGCGACCCCGACCUGACCCCAGCAGAGACCAACACAGAUCCAGUGCCAGCAGAGACAACCUCUGAAGAAAUAUGUGCAUCUGUCAAAAGCCAGGAGCCCUCAGACAUGCAACAAGCAGCACAGGACUCCAUGGACACCAGCCCAGCGAGGCCCACAGCAAGCUUCGAACCAGAGACGUUAAAGGCUUCUCCAGUGGAGGCCGCCCCAGCAGUGGACCCUAUCCAAGUGGAUUUUGUCCCAGUAGAGGCCGCCCUAGUGGAGGAGGCUCCAGAAGUUGGUUCCAGUCCAUCUACUGAGGAACUGCCAGCUCCAAAGGCCUUAAAUGAGCCACCAGUGGCAAUGCUUGAAUUGGCGGAAUCUGAACCUUCUGUUAAACCUGACUUUACUGACCCACAACAAGUUGCUGCUGUGGAGGAGACACUCCCGCCACCUCAACAGCCAGCACCAGAAAACGCCAAAGGGGGCGCCGGUUUCACAGCGGACCCCGCUCUGAUGGAUUUUGGCCAAUCUACCCCCGAGGAUGAAGACCUGUACAGCACACGCAGCUGAGCGGCCACAGGAGAAGGCUCGUUCCCACGCUGCCGUCUCACAUCUCCUCCCGGUCAGCAGACCCUCAGUACUGUCAUGCCGUGUAAAUGGGUCAUUGUGCAAGAGUUGGGAAGUUUUUUAUCACGUUUCCAUUCUCUUUUCUUCGGCCCCCAUCAUUUAUAUUUACACUCUUACGGUCCAGGUAUGUCUGCUUUUUAGAACAAAAAGCAGCAAUUCACCUACUAACAACUCCGAGUCCAAUGAAGAAGGAAAGCUACAUGGAAAGAAUCUCACCAACAACCGUUUACAAGUCUUUUCAUCCAGAUUGUGAAUUGUUCUCUCGGAAUGCGUCAUUGGAUAACUUUGGGCCUUUUUGCAACAACUUUUGGUGCAUGGAGCUUUUAUUUUCCAUGAUUUAUCCCACUGCGUAGGUGUGCUGAGAUUACUGCACAUGCGCUGUUAAUGAUUACAAGAUGUACCGUGCUGUUCCAUUGAAUAACAUCGAAAAUUGUCCAGUUGUUUAAAACCAAAAAUAAAUCUAUAUUUUUCAUGA
Gasterosteus aculeatus aculeatus (three-spined stickleback) is the source of this 1961-nucleotide messenger RNA. RefSeq names its product apolipoprotein O-like (gene apool). The record is from RefSeq and is a predicted model, not a curated record. Lineage: Eukaryota; Metazoa; Chordata; Actinopteri; Perciformes; Gasterosteidae. Gene Ontology annotation, cellular component: MICOS complex. Gene Ontology annotation, biological process: cristae formation.